Molecule: messenger RNA, 4087 nt
Organism: Tyto alba (common barn owl)
Lineage: Eukaryota; Metazoa; Chordata; Aves; Strigiformes; Tytonidae
Gene: PRSS55
Product: serine protease 55
Exons: 5
Coding region: 2309-3328 (339 amino acids)
Biological process (GO): proteolysis
Molecular function (GO): serine-type endopeptidase activity
Source: RefSeq, a predicted model, not a curated record
AAAAAAGUAUCAAAUAUUAAAAGAGGCUGCAGCCUGCUAAUUAAACACCAGGGCUUUUAAAUCUGUAUUACUGUGCAUGACAGUACAGAGGAGUAGAAUUCGUAUUGGCUGCACUGUAACAUAAUUAUUCCUAUGAUUAAUUAUUUGUACUUCAGUAGCUUGUGGAGCCCCCACGAAAACCAGAACUCAUUAGGGCAGGUGCUGCACAAACGUAAUGUGGGUCUCUGCCCCAGUGCAUGUGCAGUCAAGAUAGCAGGACAGCCAGAAAGAAGCAAAAUAAGUUUUCCUUUUAUUGAUGGAGUUCUCAGAGUGGAGACUAAAACUACAGCCAAAGGACAGAGCGGAUGCAGGGGUCAUCCUCUAUGGAUAUGGGAUCUUAUGGGUUAUAGAUAGUCUCUGGAGUAUCCUAGGACAAACAGCUUCAGGAGGAGAGAUGGGACUGGGUUUAUGCCACCCAUCCAACUUGCUGCUUGGAAUACUUCCCAGGGUGAUGGGAGGUGUGGGCUUGAGCCUCUCAAGAUUUGAGAGGCUGUCUUAAUCAGUAAGUUUGAAGAACGUGUGUCGUUGGUGUGUCCUCUUGCAGAUGUGCUUUCUUCAGGGAAAGCUUGUAGGAGCCCACCUCGAUGUGUCAGUUCUGGGCAGCAGAGCACAUAAAGCCAUUUCUGAGCACCAGGUAGUGGGGACCCAGAGACACACAUCCACAGCCUUUGGGUAGCUCUCCAUGGCAUUCCUCCCCAUAUCUCGGUUUGAUGUUUCCUGCUCAGGUUUUAGGCUGAGAAUGGCCCAAAACAGCUCCCUGAACAAUCUCCUGGAACUACCCAGCAGACCAUACCUUGUUCGAAGCUUGGAGUGACUGAAAAUGCGCAUCAUGUAGUCAGUCUUUGGGCUUGUAAAUCCUCUUUUUUAUCCAAAGACAGGCAGUAAAUCCAUGUCAGAGAAAUUAGCUCCCCAUCUUCCCCUGUUGCUCAGCUGAUGCUGAGUUCAUUCCAGCCUCAAAAGCCAGAGGAAAGCUGUCUUUUUAACAAAUUUAUACCCUGGGCAAGCUUGAGAGGAGCUACCUCUGGCAGGGUUGCCAUGUUAGGCUCUUUCUGCAGGUGCCCCAAAUUGUGCCCACAUCGCGCUCAGGAUUUCCAGCUGCUGUGGUGAUUGAUCUCCUGUCCUUAGCAUGUUGUGCCACUGAAUUGUUCUAGUCCUCACUGUCAAGGAAACCAGCACUUUUGUCUAAUUUCCUAGGCACAAGGUGACAUAAAAGCAAAGAAGAGCGGAAAAUAAAGUUCUUACUUUCAACCUGUGUUUUUUUUAACCUCUGCGUAAUUCAGACUUUAGUGGGAUAACUCCUAAUUUGCUCUAGGUACGAGGCAGAACAUUCAUAUGCUGAAUCAUUCAGCUGCUCAUAAAAUGUUGCCUGGUUCCCUUCUGUCCUUUCCCCUCCCUCCCCUCCUACUCCACGCUAUAGUUACUGUUUUGAAAAAAGCUGGAAAAUCUUUGGAAACAGCACCAUCCUUAAUAUAGCCAGGCUCACGUCUGAACCUGACUGAGUUUUUCUGAGUCCCUGUCCUUAUGGAAAUAAGUUUUGGUUUAGAAAUCAUCAUAGAUGGGUCCAGUGAUGCUAAAAUUGGCCCAUACCAAAAAAUUAUGCCUCCACAGAAUUAAUUAUGGAGUUACUGUAGGGCGGAGUUUUGUCCUUGAGCCCUUGCAGUUGCUGCUGAAGGUACAAAGAGUAUCAGAGAUAUAAUCAGUAAAGGUGAAAUGCUAAUGUUUCAGCCUCAUGGAUUAGUUUCUGAAGCUCAAUUUGGUCUUGUAAGCCACCCUGGCCCACAGGGAAGAAGGGAGUGGCUGCCUCAGCAUCGCUGAUACUAUACUUUUGAUUUGGCUCUGUUUGAAAUUUACCCUACCACAGAGCUGCCUCUUUCUUCUGAGAACACAGACGUUGUCUAAAUGAAGAAGAGAAAAUUAAUUCAGAGUUCGAUAGGCUUCAGCACUUCUCAGCGUUGAAGAUGAAGGCUGAUGCAGGGCCAGCACCUAAGGUCUUUGGAUAUGGCUCAAGAUCCAAAAAGGGCUACAGCACCCAACUCAUGAAUCCCACUGUUGCAAUACCCUGUGAAAGUCAGCCCAGGCUACAGACAGGAGUUUCACUGCUGCCCUACCCCUAUCAUAGCAAAUCCCAAGCCUCCUGGAAAUCAUGGAGCUUUCCCUCAUGGCCUUAGGAGGGACACCAGCCGACAGUGAUGCCAACAGAAACAGGAGAAUUGUGUGAUGUCACAUCCUGGUUGCCCUGGCAGAGAGAUGUGUUGCCUUUGGCGAGAACAUGGCGUGGGGAAAAGGCAUCUACAGAAGCAUCACUGCCUUGAAUGUUGUUGAAGACCGCUGCUCCAAGACUGGGAUUGAAACGCUGCUCCUCAUCCUCUUUUGUUUAACUUCUCUGAUCAGCGGCAUUGAUGCAGAUUGCGGCCUCCGACCAUCUUACGAGUCCUUUCUGGAGACGGGCAAGAGGAUCACAGCGGGGAGGUACGCCGAGGUUGGGGAGUUCCCGUGGCACGUGAGCAUCCAGGGCAACGGGAGACAUAUCUGCGGAGGGACCAUGAUCAGCGCAUUGUGGAUUUUAACUGCGGCCCAUUGCUUUGCAGAAGAAGUGCCACCAGAUCUCACUGUUGUAGUGGGGGGAAUUGACCUCAACCUCCCGCUGGAAGAACAUAAGCCGGACAGCUUGAUCAUCCAUGAAAACUUUGACAGAAUAAGCAUGGAAAAUGAUAUUGCUCUGAUCCUGCUCAGCUCUCCCAUUGAGUUCAGCAAUCAGAAAAUCCCCAUCUGCUUGCCCUUCAUAGAUAACGUUGAUACGUGGCAACACUGCUGGGUUUCUGGGUGGGGAACCCCACCCGCAGCAGCUGGGGUGCCAUCAUCCCCUGUGCUGCAGAAAGCACGGAUGAAGCUCAUCAGCAGGGAGCAGUGCUUGGAGCGGAUCCCACAUCUAGAGGAUAACCUGUUCUGUGCUGAGCUGGAGAAAGGAGGAGGCGGCGCCUGCCAGGUGGACAGCGGGGGACCUCUGGUUUGCAGCUACUGGCACACCAUGAAGUGGUUUCAGAUCGGCAUCGUCAGUUGGGGAGAAGAUUGUGCAGAAAAGCCAAACCAUGAGAUCCUAUUGUCUGUUUACAGCUACCGUAGCUGGAUUGAGACUGAGACAGCCUUAAGGGGGAAACCUUUUUUAAUUGAAGGCAUGGAUAAACUUCCAAAUUCUGGGGUGUUUUUUUCCAGGGCUGAGAAACAGCUGGUAUUUCUUGAGUAUCGUCUCCUUUUAUUUAUCUCUUUAAUAGCAGUUAGAUUACUUUAGAGAAGAUUUUUCAAAACAUAAUAAAAGUCAGAACUACUGUCUCAUUCUUCUUCUUCUGCUGAGCCAUAUAAUCCUGUCUUAGGUCGACCUGCUCCAUCUCACUGAUGUGGACACAGAUGCCAAAAUGAGAUGCCACAGUAAGACAGGGGAGAGAUGGAAGCGAUGGAGAGAUGAAAUUAGAGAGCCAGGACAGACAAGAAAGGCUAUAAUCUUCCAAAAAACACAGAUUUUCCACAUUGGUGGGUCACGUCAGAACUAUAUUUUUGCUAAACUCACAUGUAAAGUCAAGAUGUGGUAUCUGAAGCAGCUUCUCCCCUUGGAAAGCUGAAACCCUAAGAAAGGUCUUGGCUUACUCAGUUGCAUAUUGGCUUAGCUGUUUGUAGGGUAGCUCUGGGUUAAUGUAUCUUACAGCUAAUUAUUAGCUGGACUAAUGUAUCUUCUGUAUUGCAGCAGGACAUGACUACAUGUCGUAUUUGGUAUCUCCUUAAACUAGAGAAAGGGCAAGAAAUCUUUGGAGCAGAGAUGGAAGGUGUAGCAUCAUAUAACUAAACAGUCUUAUUUACCUGGAUUGCAAAUGCUGAGUUUUGGUUGUUUAAAGGAAUAGAGAAAAAUCUGCCUGGCUGAAGAGAGCUGUUUCUGAGCUAUCAUUAAAUUCUGUCUAUAGAAAUCCCCUGGUUUUGUGAUUAGACAAAACUAAUCCCUUGUAAGAAAAUGGAGAAUCAAAAGGAAAUAGGUUUUUUUUUUUUCUUUUUCUUUUUU